This is a messenger RNA of Nematocida ausubeli, 1503 nucleotides long. RefSeq lists its product as uncharacterized. Gene Ontology annotation, molecular function: 5'-flap endonuclease activity. Bases 1 to 1503 code for a protein of 500 amino acids. Lineage: Eukaryota; Fungi; Microsporidia. The transcript has a single exon. The record is from RefSeq and is a predicted model, not a curated record.
AUGGGAAUAAAGCACUUAUGGAAAUUACUAAAUGGACGAACAGUAGAGCUAAGGGAGCUUAAUGGAUUAAGCCUAUGCGUUGAUGCAAAUUUAGCGCUAUUUUCUUGCCUGGGAACUAGCAAUAUUGUGUUUAUAACAGAGUAUACGCUUAAAGUCAUCUACAGACUAAUAUCACUUGGAAUAGACCCGGUAUUUGUGUUUGACGGAAGAAAGCCUUUGUUCAAAAAAAGGCCUAGAAAAGAAAUAUUGGGCACAGAUGGAAAUGGGAAAGAUGUUUGCACGGAAAUAGAGCAGAUGCCUGAGGAGACAGCAGAUAUGUCUAGCACAUAUAUUAAUGAAAACUCUGAAGCAGCCGAUACUUUAGAAAGAGAAGAAGACUUUAGGCAGAACAUGAGUGACGGAGAGUUCUCAAUGUACCAGGUUCAAAAGGUAUUUGAUCGGUAUAAAUACAUAAGAUCACUUACAAAAAUAAAAAGAAUGCAUGGAGACAGUGAGAUACUUUUCAAGCUAAAAUCGCACUCACUGCCUGCCGUGCAAGCUAGAGAAGACCCGGAUACAGAUGAGCCCUUUAAAGAGUUAAAUGCAUGCAUGGAAAGAAUGAAGGAGAUACUUUACAGCCAGCAAGAUGGAGCUGAAGAAAAAGUAGAAAGAAAAAUGUCGUAUAGUAGAGACAUAGAGAGAGAAAAAAAAGAGAAAGGACAGGUGCACAGAAUAGAGGUGUCUACAGAGGAAACUGAGUAUCAAAGAGAAAUGAAAAUGUACGAACUACCAAAAGAGGACAUCUUUCUGAAUACACAUGCAAUUGAUAAAGAGACUCUUCCUUUAGCAUACAGAGUGAUUGUGGACAUUCUUGACGCCUUCUCAAUAAAAUAUGCAAUAGCACCAAGCGAGUCAGAUAAUGUGUAUAAGAGUAUAGAAAGGGCUAUAGACAUGGAUGGGGUAGUCACAGAAGACAGCGAUAUUCUGAUAUUCAGCAAAAAGCCUGUCUUCAGGCACGUCUUCAAAAGAAAGAUUCUUCCAAAGGUAUUUGCAGAAGAAGGCGUGCUUGAGUAUACACAGACAGAGCUGCACAUAUUGGCAUGGCUACUUGGAAAUGACUAUGUGCCAGGUAUUCCAGGAAUAGGACCAUCCAGGGCUAGAAUAAUUAUUGGAAAGUAUAGAGAGGCAGUCAGCCCACAAAAUGCAGAAGAGGACGCAAUAAAUAUAGACCAGCUCUGUGAAAUAGUCAGGUCAACAGUAAACAGAGACGUAACUCUGGAGAUUCCAAAUCUUCUGCAAGUUCAAAAGGUAUAUGCUGAUAGAGAGUUUAAAGUGCACAUUGCGAACUUGGCACCAAAGCCGCUUGACAAGCGAAAAAUUGUAGAGUUUUUGGCAAAGAGAACCUCCUGGGAAAGCACAGAGAAAGAAGGAUAUUUUAAAAUGAUAAACGAAUACCAGAAAAACAGAGAGAAUAAACUAGAAGAGAUGAAAGAAAGCAAGAAUUUGCAAGAAACCGGUUGGUGA